Messenger RNA from Mytilus californianus (California mussel), 6964 nucleotides. RefSeq names its product caspase-3-like. The transcript is spliced from 6 exons. Gene Ontology annotation, biological process: proteolysis; apoptotic process. Gene Ontology annotation, cellular component: cytoplasm. NCBI's taxonomy places the organism in Eukaryota, Metazoa, Mollusca, Bivalvia, Mytilida, Mytilidae. The record is from RefSeq and is a predicted model, not a curated record. Bases 58 to 1395 code for a protein of 445 amino acids.
CCUUUCCGCCUUCACUUUCGCUUUGGAUUUUAAAAUUUUCUUCGAAAGAUCGAAGCAAUGGAUGACAGUACAACCGACAAAAUUGACGGAAAGGAUGAAAUAUCACAAGUUCAUUGCAAAUAUAAAACCGAUAGCUCAAUGGAUGGAUUAGGAAAAAACAUAAAAAUAUUUUUUGGCAUCAGUAAAAGUGAUAGGUCCCGAACAUACACAGCAACUGUGAUUCCUGCUGGGGGUUCAGAAGAUUACCCACAGCUAUCAACCAUUACAGAGGCCAAAACUCCAAAAGAUUCAGGAAGAGAGAGUGAUGAUAGAAAUGAAGGAAAGAAUGAUUCAUCUACAAGAGUUGUUUACAAAGACAUAGGAAAAGCCAUGAUAGCUAGCAGUUCUCAAACUUCUGACCCUUUACAAGCAUUGGGUGAAAUGGGAGCUAACUUACAACAAAGGCCAAACCUGUCUGUAAACUUGACUACGGUUAUCUCCCCUGAUGAAAAUAAUACCAAACCAGGCUUAGCUCUUAUAAUCACAGGACAGAAAUUUGCAAAAGGGAAUGGUCUUCUCAGAAUUGGUGCAGAAACAGAUCUAAGAAAUAUGUUUGAAAUCUUUUACAACUUAAAUUUUGAACUUCGAUGGGAACCGUUUGCAAAUAGAACUACUGAAGGUUUAAAAAAUGAAUUAAUUAAAUGUGCUGAUGACCCAACAUUAGAACAAAAGAAGUGUUUAGUAAUUGUUAUUUCAUCACAUGGAGGAGAAGUAAUGCUGGGAAGACCAAACAGACCAGAGAAUAUUCCCCAUGAUAUCAAUGUUUAUGGACAUACCAUCAGUACAUACGAUGGCAUGAUUCCUACAAAUGAAAUAUUAGAGAUAUUUGAUGUUGACAGCUGUCCAUACAUGGAAGGAAAACCAAAACUUGUAUUCAUACAGGCCUGUCGAUCUAGAGCUGACAAGACAGUCGACAAAGGAGUCGAUAUUCAGGUUACACAAAAACAAGACAUAAGACAGACAAGAGACUUCUUCAAUAGAUCCACAAUGGAUGUACAUCACAAGGAAGAGACAAAUGAAGAUGUCACCAACAUUGUAUACGAUAGAGUCACAAUGAAAGACAUGCUACUGACACCUUGUUAUCAAGAUUUUAUGGUUACUUUUGCUAGCACUGCAGGGCAUAUAGCUUGGUCAGAAGAUGCAGGUGGUGCAUUGUUGACCGCUAUGUACAAUGUGUUCAAAAAGAAGAUCGACAAUAAACAAGACAUUGAUCUACUUCCAACCAUGACCGAAGUCUGUAACAAAAUGAUGGAAUAUGAGUCAAGCUUCUCUGAUCAACGAUAUGACCGUUCUAAAGCUGUCAUGUGUCUUCUUCAUAUGUUAGGAGAGGAAAUUAUUUUAAAACCAAAAUACUAACUACUUUGUAUCUUCUUUAUCAGCUUUAUGAUUCAGUCAGGUUGCAUAAUGCAAAACUUUCCUAUAUGGCCUUAGUUUUGGAGCAAAUAAUUUUUAAGCUUUUGGUGCUAAUAGAUUUUAUAGUCCCACAUUGACAAAGUAGGUUUUCAUCAGUGUAUAUGUAAGGUUGAUGAUAAAAAAAAAUGUUUCCAUUGAAAAAAAAGUCACUUUAGAAGAUCUGCUGAUGUGGCAAUUAUUUUUCCGGCAGCUGCAGAUAUGGUGUCUUUUUGUCUUUUGGUUGCAUCAUUAUUUUUCCAAACCUAAUAAUCCACACUUUAGAAAAUAUAUAUGAAUCAAAAUUUUACUUCAAUACAAUUUUCUUCUUUUCUGCUUGAAAUAAAUGUUUCUAGUAUGUUCAUCUUUCUCCACAUAUAUGCAUAAUUUUAUGCUUUUCAUGAUUUAGCCAGCUUUCAGAUUAGUAAUGAUUAAAACACAUGCACCACAUUUGAUAAGUUAUUCAACUGGAAUUAAGAGAACAUGUUUUACAUGUUCUUCAUUUGAUGCAUUACUUGACCAUGGAUUUGUGGCCCAUUUACCUUUUAAAUAACAAUUAAUUAAAAAAAAAAAAAUUACGACAUUUCGGGCCACUGUCCUUCUUCUGUGUCUUUAUUAUCCUUCUAAACUAAAUGUAUUCCCUAUUGGAAUUUCUAUACAAUAUUUGAGAUUAAAGUUGAAUUGAUAUAAAAAUAUUAAUAUCAAUAGCAAUUUAAUAUAUCAUAUCUUAUAAAGUAAAUUUGAAUGAACAUUACAUAAUCUGAGAACUGAACCCUUGUAUUAAUACAAUGCAUUUAAAAAUUCCAUUGAAAUUCCAGUUUAAAACCAAGGGUUGAAGUAAUUACCUGUAGAUUAUACACACAUAUGAUCACUAAUUCUCAUUCUUACUAUACAAUUUUGAUGUCUGCAAUUGAUUGUCAGAUGAUAUAUCUAUCCAUGUGAAACUUAUACAGUAGAAUAUGAAAAUAAGGAGACUUGGUAUGAUUCAGUCUGAUUAAAACCGGCCCGCACUAUCCACUUGCGUAUGUACAACAAACGCAAGUGGAUAGUUGGGGUUGGUUUUAAACAGACUGGGUAUGAUUGCCAAUGAGACAAUUAUCCGCCCAAGUUCAAAUGAAGUGGACGUAAGCAAUUAUAGGGAACUGUACGGUGUACUCAUCUUUUGAAUCAGUUAUUAUCAUGUCUAUACAUUUGCACAUAUUCUGGUAUCCUUAAGAUAUUUUCGUGAUAAUUACAUUAAAUUAGUAAACUAUUGAAUUUUGCCUUAAUUGUUCAGCUUCUGGGGGCUGCAAGUCAAUGGGGGAAUUAAGUGUUAUCCUUCCAUCCGUCCAUCCAUCCCAUUUUCGUUUCCACACUCUAACUUGAAUUUUACUGAUACAAAUUUUAUGAAACUCAUACACAAUGCUCAGAAUUGCAACAAGCAGACAUAGUUCAAAUUUUGGCAGUGAGUCAUCAACCGUUCUAGAGUUAUGCCCCUUUUUAACUUGGAAAAUUACAAAACUUGAGCAGGGGCAUUCAAGUCCUCAGACACAUUCUUCUUUUUUUGUUGUUGUUGAAUUGUAUUGUGUAAAAUAUUUUUUAUUUGUUUCUAAAAUUUUAACCUCUGAUGGUUUUUCAUCAAAUAUUUAUAGAUUCUUUCUUAAUACUAAAUUACUUAAUGAUAUCUAUGUACUUGAAAUAGUUAAAUUUUCCUACCUGCAAAAUUUUGAAAAUCCCUAUGUGGGUUUUAGUGUGCCACAUGAUACUUGUACUUAUAUUACUGUGUAGAAAAGAUAGUACAUGUAGCUACAAUACCAGCAAAAUUUUUUCUUCUGUAUAAGUAAGUGACUGUUGACUUUUCCAUUUAUCAAUAUGGACAAAGAAUGACAUUUAUCUAAUUCCUUGUUAAAGAAUUAGAGACAAUACUUUAAUGAUUUGACAAUUCAAUACUAAGAAUGAUAACACUUAGGAUCUGUUACAAUAAGUGUAUAAUGUCCAUAGAACCCUAUUUGAUAUGAUUAUGGUAGUACUGCAACUGAAAUUUAGCAAAGACAGCACACUUCAUUGACUUGUAUUAAACUUUCAUAUUUUGAUAGUCUGCCAAUGUAUAUAUGAAGUGUAAAUUAAGACAUAAGAGCAACUAAUUUAUUUGACGUAAAAGUAAUAAGGUCAAUUCUGUUAAUACUUAUGGCAGACUAAUUUGCCAGAUUUAAAGGUAUACUGUAAAUUCAGAAAUUAUUGCAUGCAUUUGUAAUUGCUAUUUCGACAUAACAGAAUAAACAGACCAAAUUGUGAGAAUAAUUAUUGUGAUUACAGGAAAAGCUGCAUAAAUUGAUUUCAAAAUGUGAGUUCUAUUUUUUGCAAUACUCACCCAGUCGCAUUGUGUACAUUGAUAAAAACCUUGCAACUAUUUAUGAAUUUACAGUAUACAGUAGACAUAAAGGGAGUCAUUUGUUUAUUAUAGUGACUUGUGAACAUGUUUAUUAAAAAAUAAAACGGCUACAAAGAAGUCAAUGUUAUCCCCGGCCCAUUGGACCUAUAAGUCACUUAUUUAAGAAUAUAUAUAGGUUUAUGCACAAAAUAUACAAUGUAUUUAAUGUUCAAGUUUUUUUUUACAAAUUUAAUUGCACAACUAUAAAUCUCAGUACUGUAGUACAAUAAAAUACACUGUGAUGAAAGUUAACAUUGUGAUAUAGAAUAGUAUAUCUAUACCUAUGGCUAUGUCUUUAUAGUUAAUUCUAUAUUUUUCUUCUGGAAUUACUUGAUUUUUUCUGUUUUUUAAAUAUAACAUACAUGUGCUUAAAAAAUCCUUUUAAUUCAGUCGCUUUUAUAAAAUAAAUAUGCGUUAAUAAUAUUCAAGAAUGUUAUGACAGCACUUGCUACGAAAACCAUAAUGAUAAAUACAAUCAAAAUUGAUAUAGGAUUUGAUGUGGCAGGGAUCUUGUCAGAGGCUAGGGUCAAGAAGAUAACAAACGAUAAGAGUAUUGUUAUUCCAUAGCAAAGUUUUUCGCCACAUUAGUGUGGAAGUAAAAACACUAGCAGAUUUAGUAGUGAAAGUAGAGCCACAGGUAAAAAUACCAAUAUGUUAUAGUAUAGUGGUUCUCACCUUAUUUUAAAAACAAAUUCAUGAGAAGUAUUACCAAAAAUUUUACACUUCCUCGAAAUUACACUUUUUAUAUUUCAGUCUGGGUGCUUGUUUUCAUAAUAGUCAUUGUAGGGAAUUGAUGCUGCUUGGAGAUGAGUUUUCCACGUAAUAUCCCAUGCCAUAAAUAGAAUUGAGCACUCUUGUUCGUCAUAGGGAAAUUUUCUUAUAUAAGCUGCACAUUUAGAAUUAAUUAUGUCUGCAGGUGUCAAUAUAUAAAUCCAUCAUGACGAAUCAGUAUUUUGAAUAAACUAUUGGCACUGAAUGAUUGAAAUUGCUGUGCGUCUGUCAUUAGUGUUACAUGUGGAAACCAUAUACUGUAAAUUCAGAAAUUUUUGCGUGCAUUUAUUAUUGCGAUUUUUGAAGACUGAACAAAAAUGCCAGAUUUAUUAUUGCGAUUUCAAGAAAAGCUUCAUGCAUAUAUAUAUGUGUCCGAUAUCAGAAUGCGAGUUCUUAUUAUUGCGAUAUUCACUCAGUCACAUUAUUCGCAUUAAUAAAAACCUCGCAAUAAUUUCUGAAUUUACAGUAACUGAUUUAGAAACCAACUUUUCUGAUAUGCCAUUGAAGACUCCUUUGGGUUCCAUUUCAAAGAAUUAUCAAACCAUGAAAUCUCCAAGCCCCAAUAUACAGAUAAUAUUCCAACAACUUCAUCAAAGUGAUUUAAUCCAAGAUUGAAAAAAGCUAUAGUAAUUGUCAUGGUAACAUUUAAAACUGGUUUCAGAUCUGGAUUAUAUUGAUUGUUGAAUAAGUCAUUGUAUAGUUUCUCAUAAGUAUCUAUGUCUUGGCAAACUGUUACAUUUAAAACCAAACUACCAAACAACCUGGCAUUCUGUAAGAUCAAUAUAUAAUAGAGAUAGCUGCAAAGUUUUAUGAAAAUCCAAGUUGAUUUAAAAAAGUUAUAGAAAUGAUUAAAGGUGACUAUCUGAAUUUAAUCAGAACUGAAAAUUUUCUAGCUUUUUUUACCUAGUAAUUAAAUCCUUUAAUUUGACAGCAAUGAACCAACUACCAAAUAACCUGGAAUUUUGUAAGAUCAAUAUAUAAUUGAGUUAGAUGGGCUGAUUCAGACCAGUCUAGACUAAAUUUAAAGGUCAAGACGGAGUCGAGACUGGUCAAGCAUUUGUCGAGACCAUAUUCAGACUAUACCAAGAUUAUCAAGUACUCAAUCAGAGUUUUUAAGUAAAGUCGAGUACAGUUAAGUACUGUCGAGAUUAUGUCGAGUCUUGUCAAGUAAAAUCUGUGCUCGACCAGUAAAAUAUGGUCUUUUCAGACUCUGAGCAGUUUGUAGUAUUUAUGAUUUAUGUUUCAUUCAAACCUGGAUACCACUAGCACUGCUACACAAUACAUGUAUUUACACAGAAUUUUAUUUAUAAUGGGAUAGAGCAGUACUUUGAAUUAUGUUGAUUAUAUUGUUGAUAUGAGUACUAAAUGCUUAAUUUUACAUAUCAUGAGUUCUAAAGCAAAUCGGGAUAAUUAAAGUAUUGCUUGAAUUAAAUGAACUAAUGGAGUUCAUUAUGUGUGACUUUGAGGAUUUUGUUCAUUGGGCACAUAUUUGGGCAAGUUGGAAUUAAGGACUUACUCAGACAGAUUUUAAAUGUCAGGUCAAAAGAUUUUUGCAAGGAGGUAACUGUUUUUCUAGAUGUUUACUCAGGCGUUAUAUACUUUUUAUUAUUACAAAACACACAUCCACUGACCAAAGGAGAAAUAUGUACAGUAUAAACAACAGACACUCAAAUAUAAGUACAACAUUACAACAAAAUAUAAAUGGACCUUUAGUAUUUACAAUCCAGAAUUAGUCUAGUCAAACAUGGAACAAAUUACAGUUAAAAAUAAUCAGGACCAUUUCUGAGGACUUUGUAUAAAUCAUAUAAUGUUCAUUUAGUAAGUUCAAUUUUUUUACUGUGCUAAGUGCUCACGGUACCAAAAGGUGCCAAUAGUAUUAACAAUUUUCAGUGACUGUAAGUUUUGCUUAAAUACCCAUUUUUUUUUUUAAUUCUUGGUAUAUUUUGAGUUUAUUGUUAAAGAAAAAUGUGCCAAUAAAUUGUUAUGUAAUUUAUUGCUAUACAAACAUUCAUAGCUCAUAACCUAGAGUUGUUUACGUACAUCCUCAUCCUUUGUUCUGGGGUGGAUAUAAAGUUGUCUCAAUUGGCAAUUAAACCACAUCUCCUUUUCAUGAAAACUGCAUGGUUUUUUUUUAUAUCUAGCAUUUAUUGGUUAUACAUUGUUACUAAUUUUAUAUAUACUUGUUAUAUUUUGUUGUGAUUAGAUAAUUGUUAAUAUAUGUAUUACUAUAACUCUUACUGUAAAACUUUUCAUACUUUAAUAUCAUACAAAACAUUAAUAUUUUACAAUGAUUGAUUAUUUAUACUUACCAUAUCUACGAUAAUAUUAUUGUAUAAUAAACUAGAUAAAAAAGUC